AUUUUGAAUGCAAUAAAUGUAAAAAAAGAGUUAAACUGGCCUUGAUUAAUAAUCAGUUAACGGUGAAAUGAAAACUUUGAAUGACAUCAUAGCCAAAUAAAGAUGACAUCAAUACAAUUUGUUGAUUGAUAAACAUCUUAUUUUAAACAUAGAUGAAGCAAUGAAAUUUGCAUAAAAAAUUCAGAUUCCUUUGGAUGCAAAAAAAAAAAAUAUGAAAUUGAUAGUGUCAAAAAAAACGGCAAUCACACUGAAAUUUUAUGAACAGUAUAGUUAUUGAUUAGGAUUCAGUGUGGUUGAUAAAAUGCAUAUCAUUUUAAUUUGAAGACAAAAUAAACAUGAUGAUGUCUUGUGAUUAUAACACAUUGAAUAUAUCGAUUGCUUGGCGUAAUCUUAGCUACGAAGUCAAAGAUUUAUUUCGUAACCGGAAAUUAAUUCUUCGACAAUUAAAUGGCCAUCUUAAUUAUCAAAGUUUGAAUGGAUUCUUGGGCCCAAGUGGUGCCGGUAAAACAACUCUAUUAAAUUGCCUAAAUGGAACGUUAAGAUCCGGUAUUACAUUGGAUUCAGAAAUUUAUCUCAACAGAAAAGAACAACAAACACCUGUGAUUCGAAUGAUUGAGCAACAUGUUCAUGAAACUAUUCUUGGCCAGUUGACAAUACGACAAGUUUUAUAUUAUGCAUUUCGAUUCAAAAAUGGUCGUGAAAAUUUGUAUCAAAUCGAUCAACACAUUAACAAAGUUAUAAAUGAACUUUUAUUGGACAAAAACAUUUUGGACAAUAAGUUCGAACAAUGUUCAGGAGGCGAACAAAAACGUGUAGGUAUCGCCCAAGAACUCAUGUCUUUGCAACAACCAAGUUUUUUGUUCAUAGACGAACCGACAACCGGUCUAGAUAGUAAUUCGGCUUUAUUGGUCAUGCAAUGUCUUCGAAGAUUAGUUGACCACAACGAUCGUCUUACCAUUUUGGUGUCAAUCCAUGCACCGAAUUCAGAAAUGUUGAAUCUGUUUGAUAAACUUUAUAUUCUAUCUAAAAAUGGUGUCUGCAUAUAUUCAGAUGAACCGAAAAAUUUGUCAAUUUCUUUGGAAACAAAUUGCAAUAGUGAAUUGAGCGAAGAAAAACCAGCAAUUGAAGAAUAUCUUAAAGUCGCAUGCCAUGAAUUUGAAAAUGAACUUGUUCGUAAAUUGGCAGAUACAGUAGUUCAUGAUGAACAAAUAAGAGCACCAAUAUCUCAAAUCAAUGGACAAUUAAGAUUUUUAGAUCGAGGAAUUCAAAGAAAUCGUAAAGCUUUCAGUAUGGGUGAUUUAUUUCUUCAAUUAUAUAGAAUGUUUGACAUUCUGUUGAUAAUUGAAUAUAGAAAGUUAAUCAUACAGAUUAUUUUAUUGGCAUUAUUAUCAGUAAUAUUGAAAUCUGCAUUCAAUCCACAGAUGGUUACACCCGAAACUUGUAUGCCAAUCAAUGUUUAUGAUAAUGAAUCCUAUACAAAAUGUGUGGAUAAAUUGAAUGACGAAGAUUACAACGCACAGUACAAAGCAUUCAUGGGACAUUGUACCUUGGAUUUUGCUUUGAUUCUGAUCAUUGUGAACAUUAUAUCAUUUAUGAAAAUUUUCAAAGUUUUUUGCAAUGAACAUCGUAAUCAAUGGUACAGUUUAGGAACAUUUUAUAUCUCAUUUUCAAUCGUUCAUUUCAUCGAAUUAUGUUUCAUUUCAUCAUAUAUUGUCGUACUAUUAUAUUUUCUAAUCGAUCAUUCCUAUGUUGAUGGACAUCAAAUGAAUUGGCUACGUCUUGGAAACAUGAUCUAUUUUCGAUGGAUGUAUGAUCUUUACUUGCAAAGUUUGGCGCUAUUAGUAUGCUUGAUAUUUUCGAAUUAUUUGGAAAUAGCAAUAGUUGCCGGAGGAUUUAUUGUACAAACCAUUCAUUUGUUAAGCGGUUCACUUUAUAAUCUGGAACAAAUGCAAAAUCCAACACUAAAAUUGUUAGCCAAUAUUAUAAAUUCAAAAGUACCCGUCAACGGUUGGCUAUAUUCAUUUUAUGUUUUGGAUCGCUGUGAUUUAGAAAAAGAAAUUUCUUAUAUCAUGGUCGAUUAUGGUAUCGAUACGAAUACAAUCUAUAGUGAUGUUAUCAAAAUAUUUAUUAAUAUUGGGAUAAUUCGAAUUGUGACAGUUGUUUUGAUGUUUUUUCGAUUUUCAGCUGAUUUAUCAACUAAAAAAUUUUCACAAUCCAAAAAUGAUCAAUUGAAAUUGAUAAAUUUCGAUGCAGAAAUCGAUACUAAUUCAGAAUAUGUUAAUAGUAUCGAUACAAAACUCGAAAUAGAAAUAACUCGAAACAAAGAAGAUAAAGAACUUGAUUUUGAGAAAUUUACACGUGGAAAAAUUAUGAUAGCAUGGCGUUCUGUCACAUUGUUUGCCACAACUUCAAUAUAUGAAAUACGUUCGGUUAAAGAUAUUAAGCCUGAUUCUAAGCUAAUAUUGAGGAAUUUGAAUGGUCAAUUCAGAUUCGGAACAUUGAAUGCAUUGAUGGGACCUUCCGGUGCAGGCAAGACAUCAUUAUUGAAGGUGUUGAAUGGUCAAAUGAAGACAAGAUUAAGCCAAGAAAGUGAAUUUUUUCUGACAAAAUAUUGUCCAACUCGCGUAUGUUAUUUAACACAGGAAGUAUCUGGACAUUUGAUGCCAGGUUUAACAGCUCUACAAAGUUUGAUCUAUGCAUCUAGAUUGAAAAAUGCUUUUGAAGAAUCAUCAAUAAAUCAUGAAAGUAUAGCCAGAAAUUUAUUGAAUGAAUUAUGUAUGGCUGAUUCUGCUGACAAUUAUGUUCACAAAUGUUCAGGUGGAGAAAGAAAAAGAUUAGCUCUUGGUUUAGAAUUGACCAGUCUUCGAAUGCCGAAUCUUAUUUGUAUCGAUGAACCAACCAGCGGAUUGGAUAGUAAUUCGGCCGAAGUUGUAAUUGCUUGUUUACAUCGUUUGGCACAGCUACACAAUCUAACCAUAAUAGCAAGUGUUCAUCAACCAAACGUUAAAGUUUUGAUGAUGUUUGAUCAGCUAUAUGUAUUGGCUAAAGGAGGUGUUUGUGUGUAUUCAGAAAAACCGACAAACAUUCGAAAAUAUCUCUCGAGAAUAUCGACAAAUGGAAUGAUGAAAAAUGAUAUAUUUCCAGUUGAAAAAUUAAUUAAAUAUUCUUGUUUGGAUCAUUCAAAUUCGUUUGUUCAAAAAUUGGUCAAUAACGCUAAUGAAAUAAUUUUGAAAGAAAAUCCAAAUGAAGAUACUAUAUUUGUCAUGGAUGGUAUACCAACGAAUAGGAAUUAUUUUUCAUUACGACAUUCUUUCAUUUUGAUUUGCCGAUAUUUGAACUAUUUUAAAGGUUAUCAAUGGAUUCCAUUUACAAUAUUGUCAAUUCUAUUGAUUUAUCAAGCCAAGAAUCUUGGAUCAAUGUUCAAUGCAAAAAUUGCCCAAUCAAGUGGAUGUGUAGAUUGGGAUGAUGAUUAUAAUAAUACAUGCACUAAUGAAGAAAGGAAUAAAGAAUUGCUUGAUUUGAAACUCAAUUUUGUUCGCAAUUAUGCCAUACUGUUUAGUGUAACUUUAUUACUAUUAAUCCAGACAUCAUUUUUUUUCUAUUAUGAUAUUCGAUUUUUCUGGAAUGAACAUCGUAAUGGUUGGUACAGUGCCGGUGUAUUCUAUUUAACACGAAUCAUGAUCGAAUGGAUACAGAUUUUGGUCGUAUCGGCUAUUUUCGAUUAUAUAAUCGAUAUUUAUGAACCAAUUAAAUCGGGAAUGUAUUUUUGGCAAUGGUUUUUUCAUUUUAUGGCAAUCAUUUCAAUACAAGGUGCUGGAUAUCUAGUAGCCACUAUGACCAAUGAUGAUCCAAUUACAAUGGCCAUUUUAUUGGUUGGUAUUGGAAUAUCGAAUGCACUAUUGUCCAAUGGCGGUACACCAAUACGACAAUUACAUUAUUUCUAUCAAUUUUUAUCCAAUUUUUCACCAUUAAGAUUUGCAAUCGAAGCAAUUAUGGUUAGAUUAUAUGGAUUUGGCCGUUGUUUUCCAAGACAAACACCAGCAAUAUUAUAUAAAUUACGUAUCGAUAAUGAUGAAUAUUUUUAUCAUUGCAUCAUAAUGAUAAUCAUAAAUGUUUUAUUAUAUCAUUCAUUGGCAUUCAUAGCAAUAAUAAUUAAAUCGAAUCCAUUUGAUCGACGAAGACGACGUGCAGAAAAAAUUCUUGAACAUCAUGAAAAACUUGAACAAAUUAAUGUUGCUAUACCUGGACUUGGUUGUCAUCAUGAAUUUAUAAUCAAACGAAUUGAAAUUUAAAUAAUGAUGAAAAAAAUAUGAAUUAUUA
This is a messenger RNA of Dermatophagoides farinae (American house dust mite), 4320 nucleotides long. NCBI's taxonomy places the organism in Eukaryota, Metazoa, Arthropoda, Arachnida, Sarcoptiformes, Pyroglyphidae. The record is from RefSeq and is a predicted model, not a curated record.